AUGGCCUACAUUCUGCUAUAUGUUGAUGACAUCAUCCUCAUUGCGUCGUCUCAUGAUCUCCGCAAAUCCUUUAUGGCACUUCUUGAAUUAGAAUUUUCUAUGAAGGAUCUCAUUCUGCUUAGUUACUUCCUUUGCAUCACUUUCACUUCGCAUACAGGUGGCCUCUUCCUCAGUCAAAGCACUUAUGCUAGUGAGAUCAUUGCUCGCAUCGGCAUGGCUUGGUGCAACCCGUCUACUACUCAGGUUGACACCAAGCAGAAGCUCAGUUCCUCACCUGGCACUCCUUGUGCGGAUGGCACCUUAUAUCGGAGUCUUGCUGGUGCCUUUCAACACCUCACUGUUGUGUAG
Molecule: messenger RNA, 348 nt
Organism: Lotus japonicus
Lineage: Eukaryota; Viridiplantae; Streptophyta; Magnoliopsida; Fabales; Fabaceae
Exons: 1
Coding region: 1-348 (115 amino acids)
Source: RefSeq, a predicted model, not a curated record